AUGGAGGUAAAUGUUCCUUUGUUGACCAUGAUUAAGCAAAUUCUAAAAUAUACAAAGUUUCUUAAGGAUCUAUGCGUGCAUAAAAAUAAAUUAAAGGGGAGCGAGUUAAUUAGCACGGGGAAGAAUGUUGUAGCGCUUAUUCAACCAGUUCCUCAAAAAUAUGAAGAUCCUGGAGUUUUUACUGUGUCGUGCAUGAUUGCAAGUUGUGUUUUCGAAGAUGCUAUGCUAGAUCUAGGAGCAUCGAUCAAUGUAAUGACGGAGUCAGUCUUUCAGAUACUUGGCAUAGGUCCCCUACAGUCGGCAGGAGUUGUUAUUCAGUUUGCUAACCGAAGCCAAGCUCAUCCAGCUAGAGUGAUUGAAGAUGUUUUGGUGAAUGUGAGAGAACUUAUUUUUCCUAUAGAUUUUUACAUCCUGGAUAUGCAAGGCGAUUUACUUGCAAAUAAGUCUCCAGUCAUUCUUGGUAGACCAUUCCUGAAAACUACAAGAACAAAGAUUGAUGUACACACAGGGACACUUUCAAUGGAGAUCGCAGAUACAUUUGAUAUUUCUAAUAGUGAUGAGUUCAGAUAUGUUUCUGAGGAUUCUGCUCAUGUUAAUGGUGAUUUUGGAGCAAUUGAGUUGAAACCUAUUUGUGAAUUGUUUUCAUUUAAGGGAGAAUGUGUAAGUGUAGUUGAUUGUACAGUGGAAGCAAUAUCCCAAGAAUCAUAUCUAUUGAUUGGAGUAUCACCUAAGUCAUUUAAAGGAUACUGUGUAAGUGUAGGGGAUUACACAGUGGAGGCAAUACCCCAAGAAUCACUACCGUUAGUUAUUCAGUCACAACCACUUGAGUUGAAGCCUUUACCUGAGCAACUUAAGUAUACAUUUUUGAGAGAGGAUCAGUAG
This is a messenger RNA of Zingiber officinale, 882 nucleotides long. RefSeq lists its product as uncharacterized. The coding region runs from base 1 to 882 and encodes 293 amino acids. The transcript has 2 exons. The record is from RefSeq and is a predicted model, not a curated record. Lineage: Eukaryota; Viridiplantae; Streptophyta; Magnoliopsida; Zingiberales; Zingiberaceae.